AUGAAAGCUACUGAAAUUCAUACAUGUAACGCCCAGCAGCUGGUUAUCGACGACCGCCUCGUUGCUGGCCGAAUUUUCGUGCGCCGACUGAAUGGGUACCCUGCUGCAACCGUCGAUCUCCUUGCACUCAUACUAUCAUGGCGCUUCGCGGACAUUGCUGAAGACUUGGUUGUUGGACGUCGACGUUAUCUGUGCGCGGAGGCCGAAUUCCACCGGAUGUUGACUAAUGACUGGCGUCUCGCCAGCAUGUCAUCGCCAAGAUCAUCCAUCGCUCCACACUCGGUGAUUUUUGGUGGUCUGGGGGAUUGUCUUUUGUGCUGGUUAUCUGCACGAGCCAAAAUUUUCGUGGGGACCGAUGCUCCAUAUUAUUACAUAGCUCUUUUGCCUCUCGAUAGAAUGUAUGCGUCAUUUUCGCAAGAACUCAAUAUAAACCAUUUCUCUCAUCCCGAGGCCCCCUUGGUGACCGUGCACGCACAAAUGGAUGGCAGCCAGAACUCAUUGGAAAUCAAGAACGGAAGACGUGGAUGGAUAUCCAGUUCUCUGCCACUCUCCUUCCUUUUAUUGGUAUUCCGUCUGGGCCACCACUUUGGCGCGAUCGCCCCUUAUUUUUCGGAUUUAACCGGCUACUUUUUAGGUGAGAAGAUUUUACUGGCUUUCGUUCCUCCUCAGUUCACCGCCUUCGACGGAAUAUUUGGUUUGACAACGGUUCUUCAACUCGGCGGUCGAUAUUCGUCCUAUGUUUCGCUUACUUUCCGUGGGAACAUCGCAUUCCUCGCGAUCUAUUCCCCUCAAGGCAUUAAUUCCAGCUCUCGGCCCUUCAGCAUUAUGCCUACAUCUCUUCUCUCUGCCCCUCAAGAGCUCCUUGGCAACAUCGUUCUCACUGCAGUACGCCAGACUCGACAGGGUCCUCCUUGUGAUCUGCUCUCCUUAUUGUUGACUUGUCGCCUAUCAUACCGUUCCUUAUGCUUCGUCGCCCACCCCACUCUCCACUUUCUUAUCUUCGCCGCAAAGUUCGAUCUCUCCUCACCUCGGCGCCAUCUUGCUCCUGACCAGAUAUUUCCUUGCCACAUUGAGAGCGAACUACGCAAGCGCUUUACAGCCCUACAUCGUAUUCGGAGUGGCGACACCAAUGGCCCAUGGCUUCUCGAAGCACUCAUCGUCGCCUAUACAUUAAUACUGGAGGACGAUGGAAAGAACUGGGAACAGCUCCUUUGGGCACAAUUACCUUCGUUCAUUUAUCGCCUUGUUCGACAGCGUCUCACUCGAGUACCUACAUCUAGUACUGGCUGGCCAUUGGAGGACCAGGUGAAUACUUUGGCAGUCGCAAUCCUGUGGCUGAUGUCGUCGUCGCCUAUGAUACACGAAGAAACAAAGGCUAUUCGAGACGAGUUCAUAGAAUUGCUCGGCCCGUUUGUCCUGGCUGCCUUUCGCUACCCAUGUUCCGUUAUGCCCGAGCAUGAAUUUCAUCCCUCCACACUUGACAGCAAUGCCAAGGCGGCAACUGCAUCUACACAUGAUCCACAACCUACAAACCGACUGUCCACCAUAGAUACGCUAUAUUUCAACCACCUUGUAAAGUUUAGAUUUCCUUCAUUGGCGUCAUAUGCUAUUCUCGCAUAUUUCUCAAGAUUAGAGACUCGGCCCAUGGGUAUUCCUCCACACUUGCCUGCCAAUCGAGUAGAAGCAAAUGCAAGAGGUAUUGAAGGGCCUACGCGAGAGGAUGCUGAGCAUUUCGUCACGCAUUGUAAAACUCACUUCAUAUCAACUGCGCAUGGAGAUCAACUUGGGUUGCUUACGAAAAGUCAACGAUUUGAUCCUGAUUUGAAGCGCACGAUGCAUGUUUCUUUUGGCCAUGUACCAUACUCCAAGCAGGGAUCAUACACCCCUGGUACUCUAACGGGUCGCUGGCAAGGCUCUUAUGUAGUUCCAUGUCGUGAAGUAUAUAUAUCUCUACGGAAUAGUCCUUUGGCUCCUUCCCCAUUUCCGACAUUUGGUCGAUCCCCUCUGUAUGUUACUUUCCGGGAGCUUUAUUGUUACAGCCCAUCGUCAUCUAUACUCUCGGUCGACAAUGAAUCAUUCAUGAACGGAUUUCUCCCUCUGGGUUGUCGUUGGAUGGAGCUCGAGGAUGGUCUUGAGAUAUACGGCCAGAAUAGCUCUUUCAGGAGCUAUUAUGAACCUCUUCGCACGACUCGGCCGGCCGAGUGCAAUGCGUCCGAUGGUUCUGGUAUUUCACAGGCUAGUCAAUUAGACGCAGUGGACAUCAUUAUAACAGGCAAAACUGAGGAUAGAUUUCGUGAUGCCUGGGGUGGAUACAGCUAUAUUGGUCGUAUCAGGCCCUCGGAUGGCCUGAUAGUACUACUUCGUGAACCUCUGGAUCCACUCAUGGAGAUGCUCGGCAGAAGUAUCUUCAGAGGCUAUGUCGUUGGGUCUCGUAACUUUGUUGGAAGAUGGCGGGGGGUGGCUGGUGGAGCCCAAACCCCCGAAUGGGAGGCGGCGUUCAGCAUGUGCAAGGAUACUGCGCUUCCCUGA
Serpula lacrymans var. lacrymans S7.9 is the source of this 2529-nucleotide messenger RNA. RefSeq lists its product as uncharacterized. Bases 1 to 2529 code for a protein of 842 amino acids. The transcript has 13 exons. The record is from RefSeq and is a predicted model, not a curated record. NCBI's taxonomy places the organism in Eukaryota, Fungi, Basidiomycota, Agaricomycetes, Boletales, Serpulaceae.